AAAAUCGAAAAAGAGAGGAGAGAGAAAGGCGAGUGAGGAGAGAUCUCCAAGAGGAAGAGAGAGAGAGAGAGUUGAAGAAAAUGAAAGAUAGAGCGAAACCAGAGAAGCCGAGCGUAGACGAGAGGUACACUCAGUGGAAGUCUCUGGUUCCGGUGCUCUACGAUUGGCUCGCCAACCAUAACCUAGUCUGGCCCUCGCUCUCCUGCAGGUGGGGUCCACAACUAGAGAAAGCAACAUACAAGAACCGUCAACGUCUCUACCUUUCCGAGCAGACUGAUGGCUCAGUUCCGAAUACUCUUGUCAUAGCAAACAUUGAAGUGGUUAAGCCAAGGGUUGCAGCUGCGGAGCAUAUAUCCCAGUUCAAUGAAGAAUCACGUUCUCCCUUUGUGAAAAAGUACAAGACUAUCAUACAUCCAGGAGAGGUUAACAGAAUCAGGGAACUGCCUACAAACAACAACAUAAUAGCAACUCAUACAGAUAGUCCUGAUGUGCUCAUUUGGGAUGUGGAGGCACAACCCAAUCGUCAUGCUGUUUUUGGAGCUACAGAAUCUCGUCCUGAUUUGGUCUUGACAGGGCACCAAGAAAAUGCAGAAUUUGCACUCGCCCUGUGUCGUUUAGAUCCUCUAGUACUUUCUGGAGGGAAGGACAAAUCAGUUGUCUUGUGGAGCAUACAAGACCAUAUUUCUUCUUUAUCAGUUACCACGACUAGUAGGUCUCCUGGAUCAAACUCCAGUACAAAGCAGCUCCCAAGUGGCGAUGCGAAAAAUAAUGAUAGUCCUAAAAUUGAACCACGAGGGGUGUUCCAAGGACAUCAAGAAACCGUUGAAGAUGUGCAGUUUUCUCCUUCCAGUGCACAGGAAUUCUGUAGUGUAGGGGAUGAUUCUUGCCUCAUUCUCUGGGAUGCUCGCGUUGGUACUAGUCCUGCCAUCAAGGUCGAAAAGGCGCAUAAUGCUGAUCUUCAUUGUGUUGAUUGGAACCGCCAUGAUGAAAAUCUUAUUUUAACAGGAUCUGCUGACACUACUGUUCGUUUGUUCGACCGUCGUAAACUCACUUCUGGUGCUGUUGGGUCACCUUUGCAUAUAUUUGAAGGUCACAAAGAUGCUGUUUUGUGCGUUCAGUGGUGCCCUAACAAGGCAUCAGUUUUUGGGAGUGCUGCAGAGGAUUCUUUUCUAAAUGUUUGGGAUUACGAAAAGGUAAGUAAGAAGGUAGAGGAUGCUGGAAUAAAGACACUGAAGUCAUCUGGUUUAUUCUUUCAGCAUGCAGGACACAGAGAUAAGGUCGUUGAUUUCAACUGGAAUACAGAAGAUGAAUGGACCAUUGUUAGUGUAUCUGAUGACUGUGCAAGCACUAAUGGUGGUGGGACUCUGCAGAUAUGGCGCAUGAAUGACCUAAUCUACAGGCCGGAGGGGGAAGUUUUGAGCGAGUUAAACACCUACAAAGAGCACAUACUAUCAUGUGCACCACUUCGAGCCUGAAAGCUUCGAUAGAGAGCUCAACUCCUUGCUCUAGGAGUUGACUGUACUGCUUUUGAAAGAUAUUCCUAUGUAAACAGAGGUUAUGCUUGUAACUGUUAAUCAUAGAUUCAACUAUUUUCUAGCUGGUCUGUAGAUUGAUUUGCUUGUGGAACUGUUAACUAUAUCGGCAACUUGGGAGUUGUAACUAGUGUUGAAACUAGCCAAGACUUCGAUAUUUUUGGGGACAGCCUUUGUUUUCAUUUUUGCA
Messenger RNA from Asparagus officinalis (garden asparagus), 1722 nucleotides. RefSeq names its product WD-40 repeat-containing protein MSI4-like. Gene Ontology annotation, cellular component: nucleus. The coding region runs from base 81 to 1475 and encodes 464 amino acids. The transcript is spliced from 15 exons. Gene Ontology annotation, biological process: regulation of gene expression. The record is from RefSeq and is a predicted model, not a curated record. Lineage: Eukaryota; Viridiplantae; Streptophyta; Magnoliopsida; Asparagales; Asparagaceae. Gene Ontology annotation, molecular function: histone binding.